This is a messenger RNA of Lycium barbarum (goji berry), 2346 nucleotides long. Its product is annotated as mitogen-activated protein kinase 9-like. NCBI's taxonomy places the organism in Eukaryota, Viridiplantae, Streptophyta, Magnoliopsida, Solanales, Solanaceae. Gene Ontology annotation, cellular component: cytoplasm; nucleus. The record is from RefSeq and is a predicted model, not a curated record. Gene Ontology annotation, biological process: intracellular signal transduction; protein phosphorylation. The transcript has 11 exons. Gene Ontology annotation, molecular function: ATP binding; MAP kinase activity. Bases 220 to 1941 code for a protein of 573 amino acids.
CAAAGGUAGUAGGAACGUGGAAACAAACAUCUCCCUGCCAGUGUAACACGGCUGUCCUAAAACACUACUAAAGUGCCAACUUGUUUUCCUUCCACAGAAAUAUAAAAGCCAACCAACAAAGAUAGAAGAGAGAAAGCAGCGAGGAAUGCUGAGAUCUUGUGGUGAGGAAUCAAGAAUCAACACGAAACUUUAGGAAGCAAGUGUUAGUAUUAUUUGUAUAUGGGGGGUAGUGGUACAUUUGUGGAUGGCGUUCUUCGUUGGUUCCAUCGUCGUCACAACAACAACAACAGCAACAACAAUAACAAUAAUGAUGAUUCAAUCUUAACAAUUGAUCUACACAAAACCAACAAUUUACAAGAAGAAGGAUUUACCAUUACUGAAGACUUUGAUAUUACUGGUCUAAAUCUCAUCAAAGUACCCAAAAGGAUCGAUUUUCCCACCAUGGAUCCUAUCAAAAAGAAUACGUUGGAGACGGAAUUCUUUACUGAAUAUGGAGAGGCAAGUAGAUACCAAGUUCAGGAAGUAAUUGGCAAAGGCAGCUAUGGAGUUGUGGGGUCCGCUGUCGACACCCAUACCGGUGAAAAAGUUGCAAUCAAGAAAAUUAAUGAUGUGUUUGACCAUGUUUCCGAUGCUACAAGAAUCUUGAGAGAAAUCAAGCUUCUUCGGCUACUUAGGCAUCCAGAUAUUGUAGAAAUAAAGCACAUUAUGUUGCCUCCUUCUCGAAGAGAGUUUAAAGAUAUUUAUGUUGUUUUUGAAUUGAUGGAAUCAGAUCUCCAUCAGGUAAUUAAGGCCAAUAAUGAUCUUACACAUGAGCAUUAUCAGUUUUUCCUGUAUCAGCUUCUACGUGGACUAAAAUAUAUUCAUACAGCAAAUAUUUUCCACCGGGAUUUAAAGCCGAAAAAUAUUCUUGCUAAUGCUGACUGUAAGUUGAAGAUAUGUGAUUUUGGGCUUGCUCGUGUAUCUUUCAAUGAUGUGCCAUCAGCUAUUUUCUGGACUGAUUAUGUUGCAACUCGAUGGUAUCGUGCUCCUGAACUAUGUGGCUCCUUUUUCUCUAAGUAUACUCCUGCUAUUGAUAUUUGGAGCAUCGGAUGCAUAUUUGCAGAGUUGCUUUCUGGCAAACCAUUAUUUCCUGGAAAGAAUGUGGUGCAUCAAUUAGACCUAAUCACAGAUUUGCUUGGGACACCUCCACCUGAAACAGUUGCAAAGAUUAGAAAUGAAAAGGCAAGAAGAUACCUCAGUAGCAUGCGGAAGAAACAGCCGGUUCCAUUUACAAAAAAGUUUCCAAAUGCAGAUCCCUUGGCAUUACGCCUACUUGAACGACUGCUCGCAUUUGACCCUAAAGAUCGGCCAUCAGCAGAAGAGGGAUUGGCUGAUCCUUACUUCCGUGGUUUAUCAAAUGCUGAUCGUGAACCAUCUAGACCACCAAUAUCAAAGCUUGAGUUUGAAUUUGAGAAGAGGAAACUGGCAAAAGAUGAUGUUAGAGAACUCAUAUAUCGUGAGAUUUUAGAAUAUCAUCCUCAGAUGCUUCAGGAGUAUCUUUCUGGUGGGGAACAGACUAGUGGCUUUAUGUACCCAAGUGGUGUUGAUCGGUUCAAGCGACAAUUUGCACAUCUUGAGGAGCAUCAGAGUAGAGGUGAACGCAGCACUCCGCUUCAGAGACAGCAUGCUUCCUUGCCUAGAGAACGAGUUCCUGCACCAAAAGAUGACGCCUCUUCCCAAAAUAAUGAUUGUGAAAAGAGAACUGUUUCAACAACUCUUCAGAGUCCACCAGCGCUGUCUGAGGGAUCAGACCACAGUGCUCGUAGCUUGCUGAAGAGUGCUAGCAUCAGUGCUUCUAAGUGUGUGGUAGUUAAAAAAAGAAACACACAGGAAGAGCCAAUUGAAGAACAAAACGAGGAAGUUGAUGGUUUGUCUCAAGAAGUUGCCGCUCUUCAUGCUUAAUUCUCUGCAGUACCUCUUAUUAUCAGAAAGGCUCAGCAAGUUUUUGUUUGAUCUGCCGCUGUUAGAACACCACAAUAUUCAUUUUUUGGGGUUAAUGUUCUCAAUGGUGAAUCGAUCAUUCGAUAUCCUUUUCCUUCUGCGACGGAAUGGAGGAAGAUUAUGUGCUCUACCAUAUAACUACUUGACUGCGAAUCAACAUUUAAAAGUUCCACUCCUUGAUUUCAGCUAGAAGCUAACUGUAGGUUGUCAGUUCAUAUUUGUGUUUUAAGUAGUAUAGUAGGAGAGAAAAAUGCUCCAGCUAUUUGUGAAUCAGAAUCCAAAUUUUCUCCUUAGGAUAUUUGUGACUAGUUCAAAUUUGUAACGAUGUGAUAAAUAGUACUAUCUAACGUAUAGCUUUUCAUAUUA